Messenger RNA from Diabrotica virgifera virgifera (western corn rootworm), 895 nucleotides. RefSeq lists its product as uncharacterized. Lineage: Eukaryota; Metazoa; Arthropoda; Insecta; Coleoptera; Chrysomelidae. The record is from RefSeq and is a predicted model, not a curated record. The transcript has 2 exons. The coding region runs from base 24 to 746 and encodes 240 amino acids.
UUGGAAUAAUUAUAAUUAACAAAAUGUCUUGGUCAACAGAUAGCAUUAUAUUAUUAAUAGAAGGAUACGAGUCUAACCCGUGUUUAUUUAACGUAAAACAUAUGGAUUACCAUAAUAAACAUAAAAGAAAUGUAGCUCUAAACAACCUUAGUGAAAUGUUGGGAAAGACGAUUUCUGACAUUCAAAAAAAGUGGAAUGGGAUAAGAAACACUUACAGUGCAGAAAGAAGGAAAGUUCUAGACUCACAGAAAAGUGGUGCCGGAGUAAGUGAGAUAUAUGUCCCAAAACUGUGGUACCAUGACAGACUCAAAUUUUUGAAUGAGUAUUUAACAACAAGAAAACCAGUGUCAUCAUUCGAGAUCAAUGAAGGAGCCAGUACAUCAAACUCGAGCCAAGAUGUGGACAUGGUGUACGAAGUAGGUGAUGAUGGCGUUUUAUCACCUCUUCCAAAUGAGGUUGAAGAAGUUGGCCAAGAAGAAGUUGUCACUGAAGAGACAUAUGAGACACCUAUUAAAAAGAAGAAAGGGGAACGGAAACUAUCAGUAUCAGUAUCCGAUAAAGCUUCAAACGCUUUAGAUAGCAUUGCAAGUGCAAUAAGUGUGAUGCAUAGUGAAGAUGAAAACACUAUUUACGGCAAAUAUGUGGCGGAGAGACUUUCAAAAAUAAAAAACAAAAAAAGAUUAUUACAAGUAAAACAAAAAAUAGACACCAUUUUAUUUGAAUCUCAAAUGGAAGAAUUAGAGUAAAACAUAUAGUAAUGCACAGAUUCUAAACGUGCCAGUGGGAGAUGGCUUCGGUGUGCUGUAUGAGAAAGUAUUCAAAAUAAUGAAAUAACACAUUUUAUAUUAUUUGUUUUUUCAUUAUUUCAAAUACUUCCUCUCUCACUGACUAUAAU